AUGAAAAAUGAAAAGCAAUAUUACCUAAUUAAUUCGCGAUACAAUGCCCAAAUACAAGUCUGCAAACCAGCAGAAGCAUUCAAUCGGCACCGCCCACAGAUACUCGAAAGACCAAGAGCCAGCAACAACAUGUGUGCUGGUGACAAUUUGGGGACAAGAGGGGAAAGGAUGAACCUAUGUUGGCUCUUCGAGGUGCGCGUGGAAAGCUACACCUCCAACGUAUACCACCCUGUCUUUUGUUUAGUCUUCACAGUCAAGAAACCUGGGCUUUUCCGCCCCCUCGAUCUGGAACAAGUUGUUCCUGCAACCUCUGCUUAUGGUAAGUACCUGCGUCAGGCGGGAGAUGUGCACUCCGUGGCGUACUCUGCACUCCUCAAAGAGGGGCCUCACCUGUGCUGUGAGAUUGAGCCCAGCUUUCGAAUAGUCGUUGCUUUUACUAUGCCAUGA
This is a messenger RNA of Spodoptera exigua (beet armyworm), 447 nucleotides long. Lineage: Eukaryota; Metazoa; Arthropoda; Insecta; Lepidoptera; Noctuidae. The record is from the annotation of a GenBank genome assembly.